AUGGCGACUACGGUGGACAGUGGUCGUGGUGCCGUGUCCGACAUGACAAGCAUGGAGUCGAGGACGAGCAACCCCGUCGGCGGCACGGCGAGCGACACCGUCCGCAAACUAGUUGUGGUGCUCGCGCAAAGACGGUCGACAGAGGAGGAGAAUGCAGUGCCCGCGCCAUGGCCUUCGGCUUCGAGCAUCUCCUUCUGCUUGACCUCGAACCAGGCCCUCGUCUUGUCGCUCAUCUUCGACAAGUCCACGCUCAUGAUCGCAAGGGCCACCUCCUUCGCUUUGGUGGCGGCAUUGGUGGCCUCGGCCGGGGUGCGGUACGCCAUGGAGGCGCCGCAGACGUACGUGGCGUCCAACGUGGCCGGCCUGGUGAGCGUGUUCGAGGCGGCCGCCAAGCACGCCGACCCGCAGCCGGCCGUCGUCUGGGCCUCCUCCUCCUCCGUCUACGGGCUCAACACCGACGCGCCCUUCUCCGAGGACCACCGCACCGACCGACCGGCGUCGCUCUACGCGGCCACCAAGAAGGCCGGCGAGGCCAUCGCGCACGCGUACAACCACAUCUACGGCCUCUCCAUCACCGGCCUCCGCUUCUUCACCGUGUACGGGCCCUGGGGCCGCCCCGACAUGGCCUACUUCUCCUUCGCCCGCAGCAUCGUCGCCGGCGAGCCCAUCACGCUCUACGCCGACGCGCGCCGCGACUUCACCUACAUCGACGACGUGGUCAAGGGCUGCGUCGGCGCGCUGGACACCGCCGGCAGGAGCACCGGGUCCGCCAGGUCGGGCAAGAAGAGCGGCCCCGCGCCGCUGCGCGUGUACAACCUGGGCAACACCUCCCCGGUGCCGGUGACCCGGAUGGUGGCCAUCCUGGAGAAGCUGCUGGGGAAGAAGGCGAACAAGCGCAUCAUCGCCAUGCCCAGCAACGGCGACGUGCCCUUCACCCAUGCCAACGUGAGCCACGCGGCGCACGACUUCGGGUACCGCCCCACCACCUCCCUCGACGCCGGCCUGCGCCACUUCGUGGACUGGUUCGUGCAGUACUACAAGCUCGACAUCAAGAUCGCCAAGCCGUCCACCACCAGCAAGAAGCCGGCGACAGCGACGAAGAAGAAGGCCUCGACCAUGUCGGCGGCGUCGUCGUGA
This is a messenger RNA of Triticum turgidum subsp. durum (durum wheat), 1137 nucleotides long. The record is from the annotation of a GenBank genome assembly. NCBI's taxonomy places the organism in Eukaryota, Viridiplantae, Streptophyta, Magnoliopsida, Poales, Poaceae.